AUGGCUACAGCCUUUCUGCUCGGAUUACUUCUAUGGGCUGUCCCCGUACAACUGGCUAGUACCUGCCUCCGCUGCUGGCCAGAUGCUGCUGCAUAUUUUAUUUACGAUGCUAACUUGCUGCUGCAAAAGGAUUCAGCUGCCUCUGAUCAUCUGGGGACGCUUUUCCUGGGAAAUGUUAAAGAGCUUGCUUCGUAUGGCAGUGGAUAUUUGGAACGAGAACAUAUGGAACGGGAGGCUGGCAAUCUCUUUCAUCAUCUCGAACUAAUUAUACAGAAAAAUAAAAAAAAUCAUGAAGUCCUGAUGAAGGAGGCAGAAUUGGAAAAAGCAGACUUUAUUAAACGUUUGGAAGAAGCAUCUAAUCUUUUUGUGAAGGAAAUCUGCAGUUUUUCCUGUGGCCAAUCGCGGUUUCGACCUUAUGAAGUGGUGCAGUGCAGCAACUGCCAAAUUCUCAAGGCUUCCUGCUAUGACCUCAGAAUAUGCGCAGGACCCAAUAUUGUUGCAGCCGUGUUGAUAACCCUUACAGUCUUGCUGGGAGUACUGGGAGUUGCAAUAUGGUACUGCUGUCGUAAAAAGGCAUCAGAAGAAACUGAAUCGCAAGAUGAAGAUGACGAUGAUAAAGACAAUGAAGAUGAUGGUAAAGACAGUUCAGAAACUUCAGAAAAAUCAGAAGAGGCUGCCCAAACUUCUCCAGUAGCAGACUACUCAAGCCCCCCUGAAAUCAACAUGCCCAGCCCUCCAAGCCCCCCUGAAAUCAACAUGCCCAGCCCUCCAAGCCCUCCUGAAAUCAACAUGCCCAGCCCUCCAGAAUUCAACAUCCCAAGCCCUCCUAGCUUCUAAUGAUGCCCAAAAUUAAACUGUUUACAGUAGGAAAGAAGUGGGAUUAUUUAUCCUCACAACAGUGUGUAAGUUAUGGUAUUUGAUGUUACAUUUUUUGUGGCAAUCGCUAAGCAAUAUCAUGGUCAUUAAGUAAAGCAAUGAUUUACUGAGCAUGGUUUUGCUGAAAACCAGAACUAAGCACCAGUUUUUGGCAAAGCCAUUGUAAAAGGCAGUCCUGUGGCCAUGAGAGGCCUCAAGCAACCAUAAAUGCAACCCAACUGCCUGAAGUUCAGUCAUGUGACUGCAGGGGUGUGUGGAUAAUGACCAUCAGAACUUCAAAUCCCGAUCAAAGCUUCUGCUUUGUUU
Notechis scutatus (mainland tiger snake) is the source of this 1182-nucleotide messenger RNA. Lineage: Eukaryota; Metazoa; Chordata; Lepidosauria; Squamata; Elapidae. The record is from RefSeq and is a predicted model, not a curated record.